AUGUUAGUAGUAGUUUUGAUAGUUGUGAGGGAAAAUGGCGAUAAUUUUUGUGGGAGUUUAGAGAGAGAAGAAGAGAGAGAAAGAUCUCUUUUUUACAAGGAGGAGGGUAUUAGGAGGGUGGAGAAAUGUAGUGGGUAUAUUACAUAUGGAGAACUGUCAAGGUAUUUCUACAUGCCCAUUACACAAGCCGCAAAGGUACUGAAGGUGGGCCUCACUGUUCUUAAGAAAAAGUGCAGGGAAUUUGGUAUUCCUAGAUGGCCACAUAGGAAGAUGAAAAGCCUUCAAAGUCUUGUUCAAAAUGUUCAGGAACUGGGUAAAGAAGAUGGUGAAAUGGGUGAAGAGAAGAUCCGAAACGCCAUUAAAAUACUUGAAGAGCAGAGGAAUUUGAUGGAGAAAAUGCCAGGAAUGCAAUUGGCUGAGAAGACAAAGAAGCUUAGGCAGGCUUGCUUCAAGGCUAACUACAAGAGGAGAAGGCACUUGAAUUCCUCUGCUCUCUCUUCCUCUUCAUCCAACCCCAUAUUCUCCAUCAAAUUAGCCCGGAACAUAAACUUGUAG
Messenger RNA from Amborella trichopoda, 555 nucleotides. RefSeq names its product protein RKD1. Lineage: Eukaryota; Viridiplantae; Streptophyta; Magnoliopsida; Amborellales; Amborellaceae. Gene Ontology annotation, molecular function: DNA-binding transcription factor activity. The record is from RefSeq and is a predicted model, not a curated record.